Rana temporaria (common frog) is the source of this 1183-nucleotide messenger RNA. Its product is annotated as three prime repair exonuclease 2-like. NCBI's taxonomy places the organism in Eukaryota, Metazoa, Chordata, Amphibia, Anura, Ranidae. The record is from RefSeq and is a predicted model, not a curated record. Bases 115 to 780 code for a protein of 221 amino acids. Gene Ontology annotation, cellular component: cytoplasm. The transcript has 2 exons. Gene Ontology annotation, molecular function: 3'-5'-DNA exonuclease activity; nucleic acid binding. Gene Ontology annotation, biological process: DNA catabolic process.
AGGGACAAUGGGAGGGAGUGACUCACUCGCUUUAUAAAGCUGUCCCAACAUGUUCGAGGAAGGACCACAGCUACUGAACCGUCGUAUCAAAAACAGUCAUAUCAGGACACCGUAAUGGGCAGCUUGGUGAAAACAUUCAUUUUCCUAGACCUGGAAGCUACUGGCCUUCAUGGAGAUCAUCCCAAAAUCACAGAGCUUUGCCUGGUGGCUGUCCAUGUGUCUUCACUGAAGAAUCCAACAACCAAUGACUCAGGGGAGAUCCAGCUACCUCGAGUGUUGGACAAGCUUUGCCUUUGCGUAGAUCCAGGAAAGCCCCUCACUCCAAAAGCCUCUGAAAUCACUGGUCUGGACAAUGAGCUACUGAGAUCCUGUGAGAAGGAAACAUUUGAUGAGAGCCUCAUCAACACCGUCAUCCAGUUUAUAAACCGUCAGGCUCAGCCAGUUUGUCUGGUGGCCCACAAUGGCUUUAACUACGACUUUCCCCUACUGAAGACUGAGCUUCAUCAACAAGAUCAUGACCUCUCCAGCUCCAUCUUGUGUGUGGAUUCUCUUCAAGCCUUCCGGUAUCUGCAUAAUGAAGAGAAACCGAAGUCAGAGAAUGUCAAAGGGCAGUUUUCCCUAAUAGAAAUUCACCGACAGUUCUUCGGCAGGGAGCCCAACUUUUCCCAUUACGCAGAAGGGGAUGUGCUGACCCUAAUUCUUGCCUUCAUUUGCAAAGCAGACCGUCUUCUGGAGGUAGCCAAUUACAAGCGAUGGGGAGACGUCCAACCAAUGUACUAAUGGCUUACCUUGUUUAAAGGACCACAUUGCCACUAAUUUACUCUCCCUUAAUUAUGUGAUUCCAUCCAUGUUCUAGACUUUUCCCCCUUCCACUAGUGUGAGAUUUGUGCUUAAAGUGGACCUAUAUUUUAGAAGUGAAAACCUGAUUGAUUGAAAAAUUAACUGUGGCUAAGCUGUACAUUUUGCCUUGAAUGUCCCCAGAGUCAAUGCCUAUCCUGAUGUGUGACUGUGCCUGGGCACAUCUGCUCCUGUAGUCCCAAAGUAGCAUGCAUAUCUUCAGUGUGCGAUCAUCUCAGGCAUAUCCCACCCUCUUGCCAUACCAUUUGUGACGGAUCUCGGAUACCCCAGGUGGGCACAUCCGCCAGACCUGUGUCUCCUGUCCUCCAAACGCACCCGCAGCCUG